UUAUCACUCAAACAUGAAAACAGAAAAGAAGCCUAGCGAACCAAGUUGCGUACCUACCACCGUUGUCAAAGAGGAGCCUGAUACAGAUCCAGUUAAGAUCAAGGAAGAGGGUACUGGGGGUAAUAACGAUGAUACGACCGGAGAAGACACAACGGAAUGUUCUAGAGAUCCUUGUUUGGAUCCUUCGAAUGGUGAGAGUACGAUAGCAGGUGAAAAUCAAAACAAUAGUGCGAAUCAACCAAUUUUAAAUUCAGUGAAACAAGAAGGUGAUCAUAAUAAUGCUACGGAUGAUAUACCUGAUUGUAGUGGCAAUGUGAUCACUGCGGAUGGUAUUCAACCACUGGUUAGUAAUGUUCUUGGAAAACAGAUGGGAACUAGUACAGGAAGUGGUGAAGCUCAAUAUAUGCAACAACAAAGUCAAAUUUUUGUAUUUUCUACGACAUUAGCAAAUAAAGGUGCAGAUGCAGUAUUGCAAGGGCAAUAUCCAUCGAUAAUUGCUUAUCAUUGUGCACAACCAGGCACUAAAAAAUAUUUAGAGAAACAUCCGAAUAAAGUUAAUCAGUUUCGUCAGAAUCCUGCACAAUGGUUGAACAAUCUUGCAAUGAUGAAACAGAAAGGUCAUCAAGGAGCUGCAAAUAAUACUUUUCAAAAUGAACAACCUCCUGACCUACCAGCUCUUGACCCUAAUGCUCCCCCAUUCUGGAAUGAACAACCUAAUUUAAGGAACCUGAAUGGUGGUAAUUCUGAACCAUCACUGGAUGAUGCAAAUAUUGAUGUGCCUUGUCUUGUACCAAAUUCACCUGGAAAUUCAGCCAAUCCACAACCUCCUAAUAGUACUACGAUGGGCCACAGUCCCAAUUUACUAGGAGGUACUACAAGUCCAGGCCCAGGUAGUUUGCAACCAUCGCUGCAAGGUGUUAAAGUUCCAGACGAAAAUUUAACUCCGCAACAAAGACAACAUCGAGAAGUUCAGUUAGAAACUAUCAGAAAAAUGCAAAUGAUGUUGUUUCCUGAACACAAAGAAGAAUCUGCUAAUGCAUUAGAUGCAACGCGAGGAACAGCAGUAUCGUCGUGUCCUCCUACAAAUGUUCCUCCGGUACCAACUCAGUGUCCUCCAACUAUGGAUUGGCAUAAAUUACAACAUCAAUUUCUUGAUGGGAAAAAUAAGGCCAGUGUUGGAAGUCCUGGAACCGGAGUUCCAUUACGUGGUGCUAAUAUGGUAGGAGUUCCACGUAGCCAAGGACCACCGCCUCCAUAUCAUCAAACAACCCGGUCUGCGAGCGUGCCAAUUGCGAUACAAAGUCCAAAUCCUUCCUCACCUAAUAAUCCAACAAGCAACCUAUCGUUACCGUCACCUCGCGCGAGCUCAGCUUUAAAUUCGCCGGCAGAUUGCAAUAGACAGUUUCAACUUAGUAAUCAAAGAACAAGCCAUUUACCAGGACAAAGUCCCACCAGUCAAGAUUCUCCAAAUCCAACUGUUGGGAAUUCAACAGCGGUAUCAACGACGAGGCUUAAUCACAGCAAUCCAGGGACGCCCGUUUCUCAUUCACAUAUUUCAACACUUAGUCCCAGUGGAUCGACUGCUCAAAAAGAUUCAUCUCUAGACUUCCCGACCAGUCAACCUCCAAAUGUGGAUGGUAUGUUUUGCCGCACGCUGCAAUCCUUAGCCCAGCAAAAGCAACAACAUGCUGGAGGAGUGAAUACUGCAGGAGUCAAGGAGGCGAAUCUAAUGCCGGUUCCAAGCCCUCAACAAAUUCAGUAUCUUAAUACUUUCGAAGGACAGGAAUUAACUAUACAGAAGCAACCGAACACAAGUCUAAAGGAUGGAAAUUUAUCUACAAACACGACUAGCAAUACAGAGAUGUCGAACAGGAUUUUGCCGGGAAAUCUAGACAACAGCAAUCAGUUCCCUGCUAGAUCAGAAGGCGCAAGUCCAGUUCAGAUGGAUAGUAUGAAUCGUGGCUUCACAGGUUCUUUACAUAGUCCACACACACCACACACUCCACACACGCCUGGCAACGGUGCUCCGCAUACUCCAGCUGAUCCUGGAAAACCUGGAAACAAAUCCAGUGCAAGUGCACAAAGUAGUCCAGCACACAACACAAACAUAACCGACAGUAUGGGUCCUCCCAGAACAGUACCAGCAUCGCCUACUACGAAACCCGACACAUCUCCGCCUUCGACAAAGGAUAAUUCACAGCAGCCAACACAGUCUCAGCAACAGCAACAGCAGUCACAACAACAACAACAACAACAGCAGCAGCCUCAACAACAAUCACAGCAACAACAAUCCACGGUUGCGAAUCCAAGCAAUUCUGCGAAUACAACAGUGGUACCUCCAUUAGGUGGUCCAACUGCUGCCUUCCCGUGUGGAAGACCGUCUAUAAGCGUGAGUCAACCUUCAGACAAUGUGCCUCUUAAUCCAAACAAUAUCGGAGGGCGACUCGGCAACUUAACAGCUAUGAGUACAAAUCAUUUCGACCCCAUAACUUCCUUGGCGCAAAUGAGUCAGCAACUAACGAAUACGGCAACUAGUAAUUCAUUGGGUAACGAAGGUCCCAUUCAUUCAGGCAACACUGGAAUGAUGCAAUUUGGCAAUCCACACGGUAUGCACAUGAUGCAAAUGGGUAGCGAAAUAAAUGGAAGUUGUCACAUGGGUGGUUCAACCAGUGAACCAGGUGAAGUAGGGGGAAUGUGCAUGGGUCUCGCAGGACCACCAACUAGUUAUAGUCCAACAACUUCGCAUACAGGGAGCCCAGGUGUACCCAGUAAAAUGGGACAUCCCAUAAUGGGCCACGGUAUGAUGAGUAGUCAUUCGGGUAAUACGGGUGGUGCUUACCCGGGUGGCGAUCCCCACGCACCACCACCACGAUUAAUGACGGGGCACGUUACUGGUCCCAGUCCCUACAAUGGAGCUAACGUUCAAGUGAAACCCAGCGCUCCAAACACGAUACAGUACUUGCCAGCAAGGCCCAACGUUGGUCAUACUCCCAGAGGGCCACCUAGUUUGGACUUCCUUCAACGAUUCACAAAUCCAUUAUCUAAUUUAGAGUCGAAGAUGGGUGCACCGUCUGUAAAUCUUCAGUACUUCCCGAACGGUUGUGUACCGAACAGCAUGGGUCCACAUAGUGGCAUGCCAUCAACCAUGAGCGGUGGACUUCCUGGCAUGGGAGGAUCUCCGAGGAUGGAUGGACAAUCAAUGAACACAUCGGUUGGCGUACAUCCUUCCAUGCGACCCGUUGGAAAUAUGAGACCCCAGCCUAAUUUGAUGCGAAUGCAACACAUGGUUGGUGGAGGUGUCUUUCCAGGCGGUUCAAUGGAUCCAGAUAAAGUCUUCCCACCUGACAUGGUGUCCCAAGUUCCCAGUCAGCCUAACCCCGGCAUGUACGUGUCGGGUAGCAAAGGUAGCCCCAUGGGAUUAGGACCUCCUCCCGACGCGACUCAGCCAUUACCGCCAAGUAUGGGUGGUGCUACUAGUAAUUUUAAAAACAGCCCAUUUGUUGGUAGUGGACCUAGUAUGUCGGAUCCAAAUUAUGCUCAACAAUUUCAUAACUUCCAACAACAGCUUUACGCGACUGGUACCAGGGGUAGCGGACCACCACAUCCUAAUUUACAUCCGCCGCCGAACUCGCAUUCACAUCAGCAGUUUUUCAUGCCCAAAUAAAACUUGUCCGAUCGGUAUCGUAAUAACGGUGAUGAUUACAAUUGUGGUGGCCUUUCUGUGUCCUUUUUUUGACAAAUUGCGUUUACCAGAGACAAGAACGAAAAGAUGUUUCAGAGAAAAUGUAAAAACUUUAUAAAUAACGCGAUCAUGUAAAGGACAAAGAAGUCAAAUUUGUUAAGGUUCUAAUGUUGAUGUGAUGAUAAUUAUUGAAAGAUGACCAUUUUAGACGAUGGUUGUCGCGACUGGCGUGUAACGAGAUUCGCUCGUUCAAUUCUUUAUUUACGGUGUUGUUUAUGUAUGUGUUAUAAUCAAUAAGCGUUUUAUUCUUAAAUCUCAUGACAUUGAAGAGAGCCUUUUUAAUGUCUCGCGUCUUCACAAAAUCUGUUCCAUCGUCUUAGAGAUAUCGUUUUUUGUAUCACACUUAUCUCUGUAAAUUGGAAACAUAUUAUGAGAGUCGCGUAAAUCUUACGCGACCGUGUAAAUACUAAUGUAAAAUCUAAUUUCUUUGUAGUAAUCGUUAUUUCGUCGAUCGGAAUAUACGGUGAUCGUUGCUAGAGACUUUCGUGGAUCAGGAAAAAAGAAAAGGUCGAGUUGCGUCUCUUCUUCCUUCAUUUGAACAAUUGCUCGUGAUAAAGUAAUUGUGCGAGAAUUAAUGAAAAAUAUUCGGAGAAACGACAAGAUAUGCCGGUGAAAUAAUUCAUCCUUCCUUCAUCACUAAAUACUUAAACGCAGUCAAGCAAGCUCAAAUUCAUAAUUGUACAUAUAUACGAUAUAUAUAUAUUAUAUAUAUACCUGUUGCAACAUACUCCUUGCAGUAUCGCCCGUCCCUUUAUUCCCUUCACCGAUCCCUCGUGACCAACACUGUGCAUAAUCAUGACCCCACGUAGUUUAACGAUAUAAGAGAAAGAAUAAUUGACUAAGAACAAUUAUGUUGUUGAUGAAUGAUUUUUAUUAUAAAUGAAAAAUAAAGAUAUUUACAAGAA
Messenger RNA from Megachile rotundata (alfalfa leafcutting bee), 4647 nucleotides. RefSeq names its product BCL9 domain-containing protein legless (gene lgs). The record is from RefSeq and is a predicted model, not a curated record. Lineage: Eukaryota; Metazoa; Arthropoda; Insecta; Hymenoptera; Megachilidae.